AUGCUUGGUCCAUGCUUCGUCGCAGUGUCGCUUUUCACAAUAGCGAUGUGUUGCGUGUGUUCAUGGAGGCGAUCGCGACCUUGGCUUGCGGUUGGCGGCGUCGUUUCUGCCGCAAUGGCCAUCGCUUCUGCCAUCGGACUGCUGUUACUGCUUGGAUACGGCAUGACUAGCGUCGCCUAUUCGAUGCCUUUUAUCGUCUUCUGUACGACCUUUUGUCAUUUCUUUUUUUGCUUACAAUAUUUCUUUGUCUUUCUGGUGUUGGACGAAUGCAUUUACGGUUGGGCUUUAUUAUACAUAUUGGCGGAAAUAUCCGAACAGCGGCACUUCCAGUUGCCCUUGCAACCUUAG
Messenger RNA from Cooperia oncophora, 348 nucleotides. The record is from the annotation of a GenBank genome assembly. NCBI's taxonomy places the organism in Eukaryota, Metazoa, Nematoda, Chromadorea, Rhabditida, Trichostrongylidae.